This is a messenger RNA of Solanum pennellii, 1641 nucleotides long. Its product is annotated as U-box domain-containing protein 26-like. The transcript has a single exon. The coding region runs from base 244 to 1491 and encodes 415 amino acids. Gene Ontology annotation, molecular function: ubiquitin protein ligase activity. Gene Ontology annotation, biological process: protein ubiquitination. NCBI's taxonomy places the organism in Eukaryota, Viridiplantae, Streptophyta, Magnoliopsida, Solanales, Solanaceae. The record is from RefSeq and is a predicted model, not a curated record.
CCACACGUGUGGGGAGUGGGUGAUGGCAAAUUUUCGUCAGAAUAAAAACAGAGAGAAGAACCCUACGGCCUGUUGGGUAUGUCCCUCUGUUUUCUCUCCGUAUAAGACCCAGCAAAUUCCCAAACAAAACUGAAACAGAAUUUGCAGACUCUCUUUCAGUUUUAGCUUUUUCUAUAUCUAUAUUUAUAUAUAUAUAUAUAACACUGCUACCCGAUAAAGAAGAUAAAACAGAGUGAAGAAAACAUGCCUGCAAGUUUAGACCCUUUGGAUGUUGGUGUUCAGAUUCCAUACCAUUUUCGUUGUCCAAUCUCCUUAGAGCUUAUGCGAGAUCCGGUCACCGUCUGUACCGGUCAAACUUACGACCGCCAAAGCAUUGAGUCCUGGGUCGCCACCGGCAAUACUACUUGUCCGGUGACAAGGGCGCCGCUCAGUGAUUUCACUCUUAUUCCAAAUCAUACUCUUCGCCGCCUUAUACAGGAGUGGUGUGUUGCGAACCGAGCUUUCGGAGUUGAGCGGAUUCCGACGCCGAAACAACCGGCUGAUCCAUCGUUGGUUCGGUCAUUGCUGAAUCAGGCGGCGGCUCAGUCGAAUCAUAUGAAUUCUAGGGUUGCAGCGUUGAGGAGACUCAGAGGACUAGCUCGUGACUCGGAUAAGAACAGGUCUGUUAUUUCGGCGAACAACGCACGGGAAAUUCUUCUAGCGAUUGUAUUCUCCCGUAUGGAUUCGGAUUCAUCAGAGUUGAAUCACGAAUCUCUCGCGAUUUUAUCCAUGUUUCCGCUCUCUGAACCGGAAUGCGUUUUUGUCGCUUCCGAUCCGGAACGAGUUAGUUACCUUGUUGCUAUGCUUUUUCAUCCUUCCAUCGAUGUCCGAGUCAACUCAGCUGCUUUGAUUGAGAUUGUAGUCGCCGGAAUGAGAUCCCCGGAGCUCCGUGCUCAAAUCAGCAAUGCGGAUGACGUCUUCGAAGGAGUCGUCGGAAUUUUGAAUUAUCCAUUGGCGUAUCCGAGAGCGUUGAAAGUUGGAAUCAAGGCAUUAUUUGCUUUAUGCCUAGUGAAACAACACCGUCAAAGAGCGGUGAGCGCCGGAGCGGUGGAAGCGCUCAUCGACAGGCUACAGGAUUUUGAGAAAUGCGAUGCGGAAAGAGCACUCGCCACAAUCGAACUCCUCUCCAGAAUUCCAUCAGGAUGCGCAGCGUUAGCAUCUCACGCGCUAACGGUGCCUCUGCUGGUUAAAAUUAUUCUCAAGAUAUCAGAGCGUGCGACGGAAUACGCCGCCGGAGCUCUGCUAUCGCUUUGCUCAGCGUCGGAACAAGCUCAGAAAGAGGCGGUCGCCGCCGGCGUGUUGAUUCAGCUUCUGCUGUUAGUUCAAAGCGAUUGUACAGAACGUGCGAAGCGAAAAGCACAAAUGCUUUUGAAGCAGCUUCGCGAUUGUUGGCCGGAGGACUCCAUCGCCAAUACAGAUGAUUUUGCCUGCAGCGACGUCGUUCCGUUUUGACAACCUCUCUUUUACCACCCCCUAAUUUUUGUAAUUCGAGGUAAAAAAAAAAAAAGUAAAAAAAGCCAAGUGUCUAAAUUUAGUAAAUAGAUCAUUAUUCCAUGUAUGUAUUUUUGUACGUAAGAUAACCAUUUUUUUUUGGGCUGGAAA